AUGACCAGAUUUUACAAAAAAGGAAGGGAUAAAAGAGAAUUUCCAGCAUGGUAUUAUCGUGUGGUUGGUAUCACUUUUGACAAAGACCGAGACGUAUAUUCGACGGACUUUGAUAAAGACCUUUCUGACGUGGAAGUGGGCAGCACUUGCAGUGAGGAGGAGGAGGAGGAGGAGGAGGAGGAGGAAGAAGAAGAAGAGAAGGAGUCGUUCGACGGAUCCGAGGCGGAUUAUUAUUACGAAUUGAAAGAGCAACACGAAGAUCGGAAACGCGAAUUGCGGAAAGAAAAGAGAAAGGCAUACGUUUUCAAUAAAAGUAAAGAAGUGGAAGUCCAGAGUGAAUACGAUGCCCUGAAGUUGGACAAGGAAAGUCCAGUGGAUUUACGUCUUUUUGACCUAAAGAUCAGCAACCUUUUUCGUAUAUACUCCACUGAUUGGGUCCAACACUGCUUCUCUUCUUCGAAUCACGCGUCUCCAUAUGUUGAAUUCUUUGAACUGGACGAUAACCACUCCCGGCCGUUGUCAGAGCCAGGAACACGGCAGAUUGAAGACCAGCUAUACAUCCAUGGGAGUCUGGACUGUCGUUUCAAGCCAUUCUGUCCUCCCCAACAUUCAAGUCUUGAGGAAAUCGAGUUGCAGAGUGAGGAUGACAAGUAUGAAAUCACAGUCCAAUUCUUCAGUCAUGAUUAUAUCAGGUUGAAAGUCAGUCAGGGAUUCUUUUUCGAGAAAACACUUCGAUCUACAGGAGCUCCCGACUUUCUCGAAUUUGUUGGCAUCCGCCUCAAUAGAGAAAAGGAACGGUUGGAGAGAGAAAAACAAGCAAAGAAGCGAAAGCGAUCACCGUCACCUCGUGACUCUUGGUUUGAAAGGACGCAUUCGAUGGGGUCGGGAUUCUGA
Messenger RNA from Talaromyces amestolkiae, 894 nucleotides. RefSeq lists its product as uncharacterized. The transcript has 2 exons. The record is from RefSeq and is a predicted model, not a curated record. Bases 1 to 894 code for a protein of 297 amino acids. NCBI's taxonomy places the organism in Eukaryota, Fungi, Ascomycota, Eurotiomycetes, Eurotiales, Trichocomaceae.